CCGCGGCGGUUUGGUACCGAGCGGAGAGGGAGAUGCACACGGCACUCGAGUGAGGAAACAGAGAUGAAGGUACACAUGCACACAAAAUUUUGCAUCAUUUGUUUGCUGACAUUUAUCUUUCAUCAGUGCAAUCAUUGCCAUGAAGAUGGACAUGACCAUGGUCCUGAAGAGCAACGUGUACACUACCAUAAUGACUAUCAGAUCUCAAAUGCAUCCUACUUCCAGAAUGGAGGAACAGAAUCUAUGCCGAGUAAAUUUUCAACAUUGGAAGCUGAAAAUGAACAAAAAUACUACAUUGAAAAGAUUUUUGAUCGUUAUGGGGAAAAUGGAAGAUUAUCUUUUUUUGGCCUGGAAAAACUGUUAAUAAGCCUUGGUUUAGGAGAGGUAAAAGUAGUGAUGAUAAAUCACGAUGAUAUUGGCCAUGAUCAUGUUUCUCACUUAUAUGCUUUAGAAGUACAGGAAGGAAAGCAUUCUCACUCUCAUAACCAUCCUCAUAGCCACUCAGAUUCAGAAAACCAAACCAUGACUGGUAUGUCUGCAAAGAGAAAUCGUAAAUGUGACCCUGAGAGAGACGCAGUAGUGCCAUCAGUAAAAGAUGAUGGCAAACAUAUUCAUGACCAGAGUCGCCAUCGCCAUCAUCACCACCCUCGUCUACAUCGUCAUGACCACAAUGGUACACAUCAUUCUCAUAAUGAUUCAGUUAGUCAUAGUGAACAUGGAGAACAGAACCAUGAACCUUCAACAGAGACAAACACAACUCAGGAUCAGCCAGAAAGAAAACAACGGAAACAGAAGAAGAAACAAAAGAAGAUCAGUGAGACUUCAGGAGAUGCUACACGGGAUUAUGCCCCAGAUCAUGAUCCAGGUGAUCAGAAUGAGCACAAUCGUGUUCAUAAACAUGAUCAUGUACAUGAUGCAUCUCACUUGCAUGUACACCAUCAUGAACACAGUAGUGAUCGUUCUACUAGUCAUGGACAUCAAGAUUCCAGUUUAGGUAAUGAGGAUGGACACCACCAUACCAGCAAGCGAGAGGCACCUCAUAAGCAGAUUAGUGUAAGAAAACAUGCUCUUUUUUCAAUGCGUAGUCAUAAGGAUCAUAAUGAAGAUGAACGUGAUCGUGAAGAGUGCUUAAAUGUUACCCAGCUGCUACGGUACUAUGGUCUGGAAACCAGCUCUCCGGUAUCUCCUGAAUUGUUUAUAUACAUGUGUCCUGCUUUACUAUACCAGAUUGAGAGAAGGCUUUGUAUUGUACAUUAUGAUGAGCUUGAAGAUUUUAUGAAGAGUAAAAAUGCAUCAAUUGAGAAUAAAGAUAAAACAGGUGCAUCAGCCUGGUUUUGUGGUAUUGUCUCUAUCACCGUCAUUAGCCUGCUUUCCUUGCUAGGUGUGAUCCUGGUUCCCAUCAUUAACCAAUGGUGCUUCAAAUUUCUUCUAACUUUCUUGGUAGCUCUGGCUGUAGGAACAAUGAGUGGAGAUGCACUACUCCAUCUGUUGCCACACUCACAUGGAGGCCACAACCACAGUCACCACCAUGGCCAAGGUCAUGUUCAUGAACACAAGCGUUCUCAUCGACAUGCCCAUGGACAUGGAGUACGAACUGAAGGCUUUCUAGAAGAAAAUGAUCCAGUGCUGAAAGGUCUUGUGGCACUUGGAGGCAUUUAUGUUUUGUUCAUCAUUGAACAUUGUAUAAGAAUGUACAAGCAUUACAAUAAACAAAAGAGUAAGCAGAAAUGGUGCAAGAAAAAACAGACUGAAGAAUCACCAAUUGGAAGGAAACUUUCCGAUCACAAAUUAAAUAAUAGACCAGAUGCUGACUGGCUUCAGCUCAAACCCCUUGCAGGAGCAGACGACUCAGUUUUAUCUGAAGAUCGACUCAAUGAAACUGAACUAACUGAUUUAGAUGGCCAGCUGGAAUCCCCUCCCAAAAACUUCUUGUCGGUAGAAGAGGACAACAAUGUGCAUCAUUCUCACAAUGAUGUCUCACAUGCUGCUCAAGAGCAUGAUCUUCAUGAUUCAGAGUAUGACAACCAUGGCGAAGAUAAAAUGAUAGCUAGAAAACACAGUCACCACUGGCAUCACAAACAUUCCCAUCAUUCCCAUGGCCACUGUCAUUCUGGAAAAGACCUGAAAGAUACUGGGAUAGCUAAUAUUGCUUGGAUGGUAAUUAUGGGAGAUGGCAUUCACAACUUUAGUGAUGGCUUAGCAAUCGGAGCAGCUUUUAGUGCUGGACUGACAGGAGGAAUUAGUACAUCUAUAGCAGUAUUUUGUCAUGAGCUUCCCCAUGAAUUAGGUGACUUUGCUGUGCUUCUUAAAGCAGGUAUGACAGUAAAGCAAGCUAUUGUGUACAACCUCCUGUCUGCCAUGAUGGCUUACAUAGGGAUGCUGAUAGGCACAGCGGUGGGACAGUAUGCUAAUAACAUCACCUUGUGGAUCUUUGCAAUCACUGCAGGCAUGUUCCUCUAUGUGGCACUGGUUGACAUGCUUCCAGAAAUGCUUCAUGGAGAUGGAGAUAAUGAAGAGCACGGUUAUUGUCCGGUGGGGCAGUUCAUUCUUCAGAAUCUAGGCCUGCUUCUUGGAUUUGCCAUCAUGCUGGUGAUUGCCCUCUAUGAAGAUAAAAUUGUGCUUGACAUCCAGUUUUGACCUAAUUCUGGUAAUCACUGUGGUUACAAUAAUGUUACUGUAUGGCUUUGAGUCUGCACUGUUUCACUGUAUGCACAUUGCUCAGAGGAAAAGCAGUGGCUUGCACUACUUACACAAGUACAGUAUAUUCGUUUCUGUGUAGAUUAACUUCUGCUUUUUUUCUAAUUCAAAUCAGAUGAGAUUACCCAAUGCAUCUUCUAAACUCAAGUGAUCGACAAUUACGAAAUACUACAUAUGAGAAAUAAAUGCCAAGUUCAGUGUACUAUGUAGGAAGCACUGCUUGCUUAAGAAAGAAGUAGUACAGUGAAUGAUCUGCUCAUUCGGGAAAAUACCAUUUCAUUAGUACAUUUGAACAGAACCCAGAAAACAUUACAGCUGAAAUUCAUCCCUCUGCAAGGAACCUGAGUAAGCUUUUAGUGCCACAUAAGUCUUAAGUAGCACAUAUAUAUCUCUACAUAUGUGGAGAGAGAGAGACAUACAGAUACGCAUGCACAUAUAUGUAUAUGUGCGUGUGUGUGUAUAUUCAUUCUGUGCUGAUUCUUCUGCAUAGCGGUGACUUGAAGUAUUAAAUCUUACAACAGCACAUGACUGGAAACCACUGUGCUGGUUUCAAUUUUAAAAAAGAAACCCAAAACCUAAACACUGUUUAAAUUCUUAGAGUAUGCAUUAAGCUGCACUCCAUCAUUAUAAACUUCAUGUGUAAGAAGGCAGGCUGUUGCAAUAUACACUGCAAAGUGCUAUGUUUUGUCGAGGAUCGGUUUGACGAUGUUUUUCCUGACUAAGAUUUAUUUGAUGUUUGUUCCUUGAUAUUAGUAGGAAAAUGCAAAAUGCAGUAGAGUUAGUGUUAGCUUGGGGAAAUCCCUGAUGUUGGAGUUAUUGAGCUAUUUCUGGUUCUUUUUUACAGAUGCUAAACACGUAUUGUAUGCCACUUGCAGCAUAAACUACUGAAGAAUUGUGGCUGUGAAUUUGUGCAAACUCUUUUAACAGAGAAUCCGUAUGGGAAUUUGUCCAUUUUUUUAACAAUUAUUUUGGACUGUUUUCUCCUCUUCAUGUUAAAACAAUCCAAAGUGCAAGAUGCUAGUUACUGAACCUGGGCACAAAGGCUAAAUUAUGCUCUCUGUGUGUGUAGUGCUGGUAGGUUAUUCACAAUACUGUAAUAUCAGAUCAAAAUCUGUUUCUGCAAUGCCUUGAUAUUGGACAUUGUAGCACCAGCCGUUUCUGACAGUAUGUAAGAAGAUUUCUACUUCCAGCAUAACGGAGUUCAUUUCUAUGGUAUUUUUUUACAAUUUUGGUAUUUAAAUCAGAUUAUUAAAAAGCAGAUGUGAUAGAUCCAUGGUAUGUGUAAUUUGGAAGUAUAGACUGAAAAUUUGGGCCUUAACUUGCUGAGAUCAGCUGUCCUAGAUUGGAUUGUGCUGAUAUGCUUUUAUUGCAGACAUGAGUUAGUUCUUCUUGUACCCAUCUCCUUAAAAAAACUGUGAGUCUGUGAGGAGUGCAAGUUGAUUCUGUAGUACCAGUCCUAAGCAUGGCAGUAGCCUUUUUUAAAACAUACAGUUUGUCUUCUUUUAUGUGUAUGCCAGGUAAAAGCUGUAUUUUGAGUAUGUGCCGUAAGUUUUGUUUCAGUCUGCUUGGUGCCAGUGUAGCUGCUAAAAACACUGAUCCUAACGCCUUUAAUGAGAGCCAGUCGGUAUCUUCAUUCCAUUUCAAGUUAAUGUGUGUUUCCUGUGGCCCUUUACUUUUUGAAGCUUCAUUGGUCAAUAUAGUUUUUACUGAGAGCAGCUCAUGUAUUUUAAAGAUAUCGGUUGGUUCUUGCCAGUAUUGCUUCCUAAUGCAGUAUCAAGAAACAGUAUUAAGGGUCCAUUUCAAAGAAGGGCGCAGUUUCUUCAGUGAAGAAGCCGAAAGCCCAGAGUUCAGGCAUGCAGCCAUUUGAUGCCCAGAACUCAGUUUGUUUGUUUUGGUUUGUUUUUUCUUCUUUAAACACGUUUACUGUUGGACCCUAAUUAGCAAACACACUGUUGUUAGCUUCAGAUUACUGAAUUUCUGCAGUGUAAAGAUCCUGGGUGACAUUUUUUCAUAGUGCCCAUGUUAGGUCACUGAGUACCAUUUUCAAAGAGACUUAACUCACUGGAUGAUACCUUCUGAGGAUCUAAGUUUAAACAACCUAUGUUUCUUAUGUAUUAAACUGACCCUUAAUUUUCCUUUUCUGUUAAUUCUGUCAAGUAUAAGGGGGUCAUUAUGCAGUUGAACUGAUAUUUUGUCAAAUCAUUUUUUGAAGUUUCUUUUAAUUCUUUUCAAAUGAAGAUUUCUAUAUUUCAGGUAGUAUAUUUACUUUUGUAUUAGUUGGAAUAUGGUUAUAGCUUAAUACACUGCCUCUAUAGGAAAACAGUUAACUUCCUUCCAAGACCACCUUCAGACAAGGGAAAAACAUGGUCCUUGAAGGUAGGUACUGUAUUUUUCAUUAAAUAUGGGUUGUUUCCUUUUAUUUUCUAGUAUUUAUUACAAGUUAGUUAUGAAGAGCAGCGUGACAGCUGUGACUUCUUCUAUAUGUUUCCACCAGUAUUGAAUUCCGAAUGAUUCUAAUGUACGCUUUUGAGUCGUGUUACAGACAAUCUGAAUUCCACUACAUUUCUACUUGGCUUCAACAUUCCAUUCUGCUUGAAUCCAGAGUCUCAUUUAACUUGUAUUUGUUGGAGGGCGUAAAUGUUACUUGUAUAUUACAAUGCUGUCACUGUGUGACAUCCCAUAUGAAUUUUGAUGUAGAUCACAUUGCACUCAAUCCGCUGUGAUUAUGCUUAGAAGAUAUUGUAGUUGCUAGAUGCAGUGUGAUUUUUUUUUUUUAAUUUUUUUUCUUUCCCCUCCCCAUUAACAACUGAGUCUAUGGUUUAAAAUGUGAUUAUGGUCCUAUAAAAUAACUUGCUGAGCUAUCAGUCUUUUUGUUAUAACUCAAUCAUUUUUUAAAAUUUUAUAAAGCUGGAAAUGAUCAAAUGCUGUUUUGUUCAUUGUCAACAG
This is a messenger RNA of Gymnogyps californianus (California condor), 5643 nucleotides long. RefSeq names its product solute carrier family 39 member 10 (gene SLC39A10). The record is from RefSeq and is a predicted model, not a curated record. Gene Ontology annotation, biological process: positive regulation of B cell receptor signaling pathway; zinc ion import across plasma membrane; intracellular zinc ion homeostasis. Gene Ontology annotation, cellular component: membrane. The transcript is spliced from 10 exons. Gene Ontology annotation, molecular function: zinc ion transmembrane transporter activity. The coding region runs from base 64 to 2637 and encodes 857 amino acids. Lineage: Eukaryota; Metazoa; Chordata; Aves; Accipitriformes; Cathartidae.